AUGUCUGGAGGUGAGGUUUUAUAUGAGUUUAAUGGUGGAGAGCUACACUGCGUACACCCCGAGUGCCCCAAACCUACUUGUGACGAGCCAAGAAUCAUCAAGGGCCAGUGUUGUCAGACAUGUGACGAAUUCGGGCCGGACAGCCCAGUCAGAGAGGGCCCCAAACCGUCGGGCUGUGACCUUGAGUGGGGUCACUACGACCACCUGGACGUCUUCCCGUCCAAUCGGACGGCGCUCAAGCCCAAGCCUGGCCAGUGCGUGCUGUGUCUGUGUUACGAUUCCAAGUUGAUCUGCCAUUUAAAAACGUGCCAGCCGACGUUAAAGUGUCCGAACCUGGUCGAGAUGGACGACGAUUGCUGCAUGCACUGUGACGUCACAGACGCAGGUACCCCAGGAAACUCUGCAAAAACAAAACAAUCCUCAGGAGAUUGUGUAUCGUCGACCUCUGAGGUCCACGCCAAUGGCAGCACGUGGAACCCUGUUAUCUUCUCCUUCGGUGAGGUCAAGCUGAAGGGGGGGGGGGGGGAGGUCAAGUGUGUCCAAUGUCGGUGUUUGAACGGGAUCAUCGACUGCUACAGACUGCAGUGCCCAGAGGAAUCGACCCUAAAGUGCGAUAAUCCCCAGCCCGACCCAGACGGGUGCUGUAAGGAGUGCCCCACGGAGAAGCAUCGCCAGGUCAAAGACGGUAAAAUAAGGAAGGGAGCGAACAAGAAAAAGCCCACUAAAGGGUCGAGCAAGCCCAUCUUCAGUACUAGUAUGAGCUUGAAUGACGUCAUCGGUAAACUGUGCCUACCCAAGGGAGCUGAACGUGUUGUGUACUACACAAAGGGGGAUAAUUUUCUUACGCUGGCCUUUGAUGACCCGAAGAAAAAUUUGAUUGAACAGAUGCAUUGGGUGAUUAAAAGAGGUCGGGUUCAAAGUUCAGUGAACAAAAAGGUUACUGACACGGUCGGGUACCGCAAGAAAACGACGGUCGCCGACAUACUUGGUGUUAUAGACAAAAAAAAUUUGAAAAGAUUUUUGCGGCGAUUAGAGAAGCGACAGGGCAGUUGCCCCAAGAAGUGCCGGCGGAAGCUUGUUGAGAACGCCAUCAAAAAAAUGCCGGUCAAAACUCUGGACUUAAAGAAAAAGAAAUGCGCUGCCUAAGUCAUUGGUCCUCGACAGCAGCACAAUCAUAAGUCACCUGAGACAUGCUGACUUGAGGUGGUUUGUCAAAGAGAUUUAUGACUUCAUUGACACAUUGUCCAAUUCUGAGUCAACUGUUGGAGUGAACUAUUGAAAACAAACAACAACGUAGGUAAAAUUA
Molecule: messenger RNA, 1306 nt
Organism: Physella acuta
Lineage: Eukaryota; Metazoa; Mollusca; Gastropoda; Physidae
Product: chordin-like protein 2
Biological process (GO): cell differentiation; negative regulation of BMP signaling pathway
Molecular function (GO): BMP binding
Source: RefSeq, a predicted model, not a curated record